Messenger RNA from Theileria equi strain WA, 1096 nucleotides. RefSeq lists its product as hypothetical. The record is from RefSeq and is a predicted model, not a curated record. Lineage: Eukaryota; Apicomplexa; Aconoidasida; Piroplasmida; Theileriidae. Bases 277 to 912 code for a protein of 211 amino acids. The transcript is spliced from 2 exons. Gene Ontology annotation, molecular function: metal ion binding.
AUUUUAUAUUGUUUUGGGGUGCGCAGAGAGGUUGUGCAUUACCUCGUUUUGGCGUCACCAUAACCAUUUUGUUGUAGACUAUUAGGUCUUUCAUUCUUUUACAUGUAGUAUACCUUGUUUUGGUAUUAUAUUAUUGUUAUAUAGUAUUUAUGUAUGUUUUUUGUUAUUGGUAAGAUGCAUAUCUAGUUGUUUUAUUCUUGCAUACAAAGUAGGUACAAGCUAGCUACAGAGAUUGUAGAUUAUACACAUUGGAGGUGCAGGCAGAUAAACGUAAACAUGGUUGGAGGAAUUCCUGUAACGAGAACUUUUGAUCCUAGCAAGCCGAAUCCGUUUAUAUCUAACAAGUUUAAGAGGCGGUGCCCUAUAGCGUAUUUUUACAUGCCUAUAGAGUGUUCUUUAGCUAGGAGUUGUAACAACGGAUUUUGUCCACUAUCUCAUACGAAGUUGGAGGUUAUAUUCCACCCCAUUUUGCAUAAGACCAAGAGGUGUAGCAUGGCCCUUAUGAACGUCUGCAACUUCUCACAGCGCUGCGCUUUUCACCACAACGAUAUAGAUAGAGUGGCUUCACAUUUGUCCUGGUUGGUGUGGYAAAGGAACUGGGGCAUGUACGAGAACAACAUCACUUCCGUUCUUGUUCAACAUGGCCUGGGUAAGGAGCACAUUGACAAGGUGUCAAUGAUGAUUGGUUUUCGUUUAAAUUUUCACGCACCUAUUGAGAAUUUUCCAAAUGAUGACUACCUGUCAUAUUUGGAGGGCCAACUUUCUACACUGAUCGAUUCUUGUGAGUCGGCUGAUGUGGACUCCGAUAAUAGUGCAAAAUAUGGCGAUGAAUGGCUGAACUAUAUUUCAGAAUCUACCUGUCUGCAGUUGUACCAUGGAGGCAUUUGUCUUUUUACUGAUAUAACGCCUUAAACUUUGUUGUAAUUCUGAUGUGAUGGCUUCGCUAUUACCUAGGAUCUUGCAUGUGUUGUCAUUGAUAAAAAUUUUCUUUGUAGGUAUUUGGUGUGUGACACCUUAACCUUGUUCUGUUAAAGUCUAAAAUUCUUUUGUUCGCAGUCUUAUCACAGGCUGGUUGGCUUAAUUAUCGUUGUAACCC